GGCAGCGCGGAGCUCCCCGCCCGGGCCGCGGCCGCCGCGAUGCCCCAGUGCCGGGGGCAGCAGCGCAGGCGGAGGAGGCUCCGCGCAGAGGAGGCCAUGGAGGAGCACAACCAGACAGAGACCUGGCACCGGAGCCUGCAGGCAGUGCUGGAUGCCUUGAACCAGACCCUCCACAGGAUCCCUCUGUGCACCUCUGACCAUGCUGCCAGUGCCGCUGUCACACACAGCAGCAGCAGCAUCCGGCCUGGCCGCGAUGACAACGCCUUCCUCUACAUCCUCUUCGUCAUGACCCUCUUCGCUGUCACCGUGGGCAGCCUCAUCCUGGGCUACACCCGCUCCCGCAAGGUGGAGAAGCGCAGCGACCCCUACCACGUCUACAUCAAGAACAGGGUCUCCAUGAUCUGAGCCCAUCCGUGGCACCUUCUCCCCCCUGGAGCUGGGGGAUUUGGGGUCACGUCGCUGCUGAGCAUCCUGCUCCUUGUGGGAGCGGUUGGGAAACCUGCCCAAUGUCCCCAUGGAGGUGCUUAGGACCCAUGGGGAGGUCCUGCUCCUGCAGACCCACCUUGGCUCAGCCCCAGGGGGUGGCAGGAGCAGAAGCAGCUCCUUGCCCACCAUGGCCUCCCAAGGGUGGCAGGGGUCUCCAAGGAGAUGAACUCACCAUCUCCCUGCUCACGUCUGCUGGUGUUGGGCUCCGUGGGCUCCCAGCAGCUUCCUGACUCGGGCCAGUGGUUGUCUUGGUGCUAAAACCCUGUAAUAGUUGAACCCUGCGUUUCUGGUGGGGAAUUAAAGGAGGUGGAUGUC
Messenger RNA from Melopsittacus undulatus (budgerigar), 801 nucleotides. RefSeq names its product potassium voltage-gated channel subfamily E regulatory subunit 3 (gene KCNE3). Lineage: Eukaryota; Metazoa; Chordata; Aves; Psittaciformes; Psittaculidae. Bases 40 to 405 code for a protein of 121 amino acids. The transcript is spliced from 2 exons. Gene Ontology annotation, cellular component: membrane. Gene Ontology annotation, biological process: potassium ion export across plasma membrane; regulation of ventricular cardiac muscle cell membrane repolarization; ventricular cardiac muscle cell action potential. Gene Ontology annotation, molecular function: delayed rectifier potassium channel activity; voltage-gated potassium channel activity involved in ventricular cardiac muscle cell action potential repolarization; transmembrane transporter binding. The record is from RefSeq and is a predicted model, not a curated record.